This is a messenger RNA of Purpureocillium takamizusanense, 2217 nucleotides long. RefSeq lists its product as uncharacterized. Lineage: Eukaryota; Fungi; Ascomycota; Sordariomycetes; Hypocreales; Ophiocordycipitaceae. The coding region runs from base 185 to 1903 and encodes 572 amino acids. Gene Ontology annotation, biological process: protein folding. Gene Ontology annotation, cellular component: endoplasmic reticulum; endoplasmic reticulum membrane. The record is from RefSeq and is a predicted model, not a curated record. The transcript has 4 exons. Gene Ontology annotation, molecular function: calcium ion binding.
CCGCGAUUUUAAACAUCUCCACCUCGCUCGCGACAACUGCCCUCUCUUCCCUCCGCAACCUCACUCGUGGCCCUGGAUAUCCAUCAUCCCCCUUGAGCGCUGGGACAAGUCGCCUCUCCAUCUCCUCUCCCCCUGCCGACUCUCAUUUACCUGAGCACUCUGCGCUGUGCGCCUGACACUCACAAUGAAGUUCAACUCCGUUGCCGCUGCCAUCUCGGCCGCUCUCCUCGCCGGCACCGCUCAUGCCGACGACACCAAGCCCGCGGCCGACGAUGCGGCCUCGUCGCCGUCUGCGGCUUCCGUGCCUCCUCUGCCUACUUUCACCCCCACUACCCUCAAGGCCCCUUUCCUGGAGCAGUUCACCGAGGGCUGGGACAAGCGAUGGAAGCCAUCGCACGCCAAGAAGGACAUGACCGGCUCCGACAAGGACGCAGAGGAGUGGGCGUACGUCGGCGAGUGGGCCGUCGAGGAGCCCUCCCAGUACAAGGGCAUGGAGGGCGAUAAGGGCCUCGUUGUCAAGAACCCGGCUGCUCACCACGCCAUCUCCGCCAAGUUCCCCAAGAAGAUCGACAACAAGGGCAAGACUCUCGUCGUUCAGUACGAGGUCAAGCUUCAGAAGGGCCUCGAGUGCGGUGGCGCUUACAUGAAGCUGCUGCGCGACAACAAGGCUCUGCACCAGGAGGAGUUUGCCAACACGACGCCCUACGUCAUCAUGUUCGGCCCUGACAAGUGCGGCCACACCAACAAGGUCCACUUCAUCUUCAACCACAAGAACCCCAAGACGGGCAAGUACGAGGAGAAGCACCUCUCCAGCCCCCCUACAGCCAAGAUCGUCAAGACCACCGAGCUCUAUACUCUGAUCGUCCACCCCAACAACACCUACGCCAUCCGACAGAACGGCGAGGAGGUCAAGACCGGCUCUCUUCUCGAGGACUUCACCCCCGCGGUCAACCCGCCCGCCGAAAUUGACGACCCCAAGGAUACCAAGCCUGAGGACUGGGUUGACCAGGCCCGCAUUCCCGACCCUGAGGCCAAGAAGCCUGAGGACUGGGACGAGGACGCCCCCUUCGAGAUUGUCGACGAGGAGGCUACCAUGCCCGAGGACUGGCUGGUCGACGAGCCCACCACCGUUGCCGACCCUGAGGCUAACAAGCCUGAGGAUUGGGACGAUGAGGAGGAUGGCGACUGGAUUGCGCCCACUGUCCCCAACCCCAAGUGUGCCGAUGUCUCUGGCUGUGGCCCUUGGACCAAGCCCAUGAAGAAGAACCCCGACUACAAGGGCAAGUGGACCGCGCCUUACAUCGACAACCCUGCCUACAAGGGACCCUGGGCUCCUCGCAAGAUCAAGAACCCCGAGUUCUUCGAGGACAAGCACCCCGCCAACUUUGAGCCCAUGGGCGCUAUUGGCUUUGAGAUCUGGACCAUGCAGAAUGACAUCCUCUUUGACAAUAUCUACGUCGGCCACUCCAUCGCCGACGCCGAGAAGCUGGCUGAGGAGUCGUUCAAGCUCAAGCACCCCGUCGAGCAGGCGCUGGCCGAGGCCGACAAGCCCAAGCCUGAGGACAAGCCCAAGUCUCCCUCUGACCUCAAGUUCGGCGACGACCCCGUCCUGUACAUCAAGGAGAAGCUCGACCUGUUCCUCACCAUCGCCAAGAAGGACCCGAUUGAGGCCAUCAAGUUCGUUCCUGAGGCGGCCGGCGGUAUCGUUGCCGUUGUCGUGACUCUGAUUGCCAUCAUCGUCGGCCUGGUCAGUGCUGGCUCCUCGCCUGCCGUCCAGAAGGCCGCGACCGACGCCAAGGACAAGGCCAAGGAGGUCAAGGACAAGGCUGCCACGGCCGCCGCCACGGGCGCCGAGAAGGCCAAGGGGGAGGCCACCAAGCGUAGCACCCGCAGCCAGUCGUAGAUAGGAUGUUGUGAAGGACACCGGUUCGGAGGUGCGAGCCAAGGAUGUGCAAAUAAAAGCAUGGACACAGUGAUGCGCGGCAGUAGCAGUCGUUUAAUAUACGACACGUGUUGGAACAGACCUUGGCGCGCCGGCGGAGCUCCCCGGUGGGAAAGCAAAUGGGUUGAUGACAGCAUGGCGUAAUUGUAUUUUGGGCAAUCUGGCUUUUGACGCAGUCGGCGGCACUCGGAGGAGACGUCGGCAUGUACUCGUAGAAGAGCAGGGCAGUGCGACGGUUAGUCAAUGGACAAUGCAAGGUGAUAUGCUAUGUUGGG